This is a messenger RNA of Entamoeba dispar SAW760, 1812 nucleotides long. RefSeq lists its product as uncharacterized. Gene Ontology annotation, cellular component: endoplasmic reticulum membrane; nucleus. NCBI's taxonomy places the organism in Eukaryota, Evosea, Mastigamoebida, Endamoebidae. Gene Ontology annotation, biological process: protein autoprocessing; positive regulation of DNA-templated transcription. Gene Ontology annotation, molecular function: DNA-binding transcription factor activity; sequence-specific DNA binding. Bases 1 to 1812 code for a protein of 603 amino acids. The record is from RefSeq and is a predicted model, not a curated record. The transcript has a single exon.
AUGAAUGGUGGCGGUGGAAUAGUCAAUGUCCCUGUCAAGGAAAUCCCACGAACACUUAAACAACGUAAAAAGAAUUGGAAAUGUAAUUAUCCUGGAUGUAAUGAAACACCUAAAACAAGAUAUAAUUGUUAUGCACAUCUUUGGGAUUUACAUCUUAAACAAAUUGUUGCAGAAGAAGGAAAUAAUCCAGAUAAUAUAUUAAUAACUUCAUUUAAAAAUUCUAAUGAAAAAGAUAAAAUAAAAAAAAUUUGUGAAAGAUAUAUGAUUAAAUUAGUUGAUAAAACACAAGGAAGACAAACAUAUCCAUUUGCAUUUACAGAAACACUUGCACCAAUUAUUGGAGUUGCAUUAAAUCAACUUCAAAAUAAAGAAAAAAUGAAUAAAGAAAAAAAAGAAGAUAAAAAAGAAUUUUUAAGAUAUAAAGAAAUAAAUAAAACAGAUAGUGAAACAACAGAAAAUAUAUUAAAUAAUAGUCAAGAAUAUCAAAUAAUAGAAGAAAAAAAUAAAGAAGAAUAUCAAAUAAAUGAAUUAUUAAAAAUUAAAAGAAUUAGAAAUAAAGUACAACAAUUAUAUAUGUUAGGAGAAAUUUUUUCAAAUGAAGGAUUUCUUGUAAGAUCAGAUAAAAGAAAUAAAAAAGAAAUUGAAAAAAUUAAUAAUGCAUUAUAUGGAAUAAAACAUUUAUAUGGUAGAGAAUUUAAAUAUUUAACAGAUUUAGAAAAUAAAACACCAAGAUAUGGAUUUAUUGCACAAGAAGUUAAAAAAAUUUAUCCAGAAUUAGUAGAAAUAGAUGAAGAAGGAGGACUUACAGUAGAUUAUCUUGGAAUAAUUCCUAUUAUGGUAGAAGCAUUAAAAGAAAUUGAAAAAGAAAAUGAAAAAUUAAAAAAAAAUAAAAUUAUAGAAAUUGAAAAUCUUAAUUUAAUAAUAAAAAAAACAAUUAAAGAAUUAAUUACAAUUGAAAAAGAAUUUAAAGAACAAAAAAAUAAAAUAUUAAAACCAAUUUAUAAAAAAGAAAAAAAAUCAACAAUUAGUCAUUGUUUUGGACCAACAUAUUUUAUUAUUUUUAUGUCAAUUUUAUUUUCUAUUAGUUCAAUUAUUGUUCCACUUAUAAGUUCUGUUUAUUUGAUUGAAAUAAUACUUAUAUUUAUUACUUGUAUUUUAUGGAUAUUUGUUAUUAUUAAUAAUUCAGAAGUAAAAGAACUUAUAAUUAAAAAAGAAAGUUUAAAAGAAAUAUUUAAACAAAAUAAUUGGUGGAGUAUAUUACAAUUUAUAAUAUGGUCUAUAAUAAUAACUUUAAUUAUAUCUUCAAUAAUUAUAACUUUAAUUAUAGGAAUAAUGGGAAUUUUAAUAUCUAUUCUUUAUAUUAUUUCUUUUAUUAGUUUAUUAACAAUACUUUUACUUAUAUAUUUUAAUUGUUCUCAUAUUUUUUAUAGAAAUUUAUUUAUUUCUAUUGUUUUUUCUUCUUUUCAUAUUAUUACUUUUAUUGCUUUAAUAUUAUUUAUUAGUCUUCAACCUUUUUAUUAUUUUGAAUUAACUCAUUAUAAUAUAUUAACAUCAAUUCAAACAAAUGUAAAUCAAACUAUUAUUCCAAUCCCUUUACCUUCUUUACCAUGGAAUUGUUAUAAUCCAACAUUUAUUUAUUCAAUUCCUUUACCAAAUGAAUUAGAAUUAGAAAUUGAAUCAAAAUAUAUUAAUCGAAUAACACCAUAUCUUCAAGGUAAAGUUACACAAAAAACUAAUUAUAUUGGAUUAAUUAAAGUACAAUGUGGAAUUACAAAGAUAGAUUAUACAACAAUACAUCUAAAUGCUUAUUAA